AUGGUAUUCGCCACUUCUCACUCCACUAUCUUCCUCGAAUUAUUAGUCAAGCUGGGAUACAGAUAUUUGUCAGGAAUCAAUGUUCUGCAGAAUUGUGAAGUUGCCCUAAAUCAUUACAAGACAGUGGCAGAUUAUAUUGCUGACAAAUUGGAAAAAACGGAAGGUAUCCCAGUGGAAAAAGUGAUACUUACCAAAAGACCUGAAAAUCUGAAUUCUGACAGUGAGAUUUUGGAUUGGGACAUAUAUCAAUACUAUAAAUUUUUGGCAGAAAGAGGAGAUGUUCAGAUACAAGUAACUCUUGGGAAGUUACAUCUAAUUGGGAGGAAAGGCGUAGAUCAAGAUUACUACAAAGCAUUAUACUAUUUCUUAAAGGCAGCAAAGGUACAACAGCAACCUUUAUCUGGAGCACAUAAAGUAGACUUGAAAGUGUACCUGCCCCAUGACUCCUUGGCUGAGUGUACCCCAGUGAUGGAUUCCUCCAUCAGCAUGUACCAGGAGAUGCAGACUAGUUGUAUGUAUUUAGAGGGGAAUGCUGCAGCAUCCCAAAAUAAUGCUACUGCCUUCAAAUACUUUUCCAUGGCAGCCGAUAAGGGCAAUGCAAUUGGUCUUCAUGGACUUGGUCUUCUUUACUUUUAUGGAAAAGGAGUUCCUGUGAAUUAUGCUGAAGCGCUUAAAUACUUUCAGAAAGCUGCAAAUAAAGGAUGGCCCAAUGCACAGUUUCAGUUAGGUUUCAUGUACUACUCUGGCUCUGGAGUAUGGAAGGAUUAUCAACUUGCCUUCAUAUACUUCUACUUUGCAUCUCAAAGUGGGCAACCCCUUGCCAUUUAUUAUCUGGCCAAGAUGUAUGCCACAGGAACAGGAGUGCUAAGAUCCUGCAGAACUGCUGUGGAGAGAAGGCUAAAAUUGUUGAGAAAGAGAAGAUGUAUCCAAUGGCACUUCUGCUGUGGAAUCGAGCUGCCAUUCAAGGACAUUCACUUAGCCAGGAAAUUUUAUGACAUGGCUGCUCAAACAAGUCCAGAUGCCUACCUACCUGUCUUCUUGGCACUCAUGAAACUGGAAACUAUGCAUUUCCUCCGAGAUAUGUUAUUCGAUUUUACAAUGAGAUGGAAAUGGGUGAAGCUGGAUAAUGCCCUUGGACCACACUGGGAUUUAUUUGUGAUUGGCCUACUUGCUGUGUUGCUGAUCAUCUUGCUUAGAAAUCAACAUGCAUAG
This is a messenger RNA of Chrysochloris asiatica (Cape golden mole), 1212 nucleotides long. It is a transcript of the gene SEL1L2, whose product is annotated as sel-1 suppressor of lin-12-like 2 (C. elegans). Gene Ontology annotation, biological process: ERAD pathway. Gene Ontology annotation, cellular component: endoplasmic reticulum membrane. Gene Ontology annotation, molecular function: protein binding. The transcript is spliced from 13 exons. The coding region runs from base 1 to 1212 and encodes 403 amino acids. Lineage: Eukaryota; Metazoa; Chordata; Mammalia; Afrosoricida; Chrysochloridae. The record is from RefSeq and is a predicted model, not a curated record.